This is a messenger RNA of Drosophila subobscura, 2139 nucleotides long. RefSeq lists its product as uncharacterized. The record is from RefSeq and is a predicted model, not a curated record. Bases 121 to 1917 code for a protein of 598 amino acids. The transcript has 2 exons. Lineage: Eukaryota; Metazoa; Arthropoda; Insecta; Diptera; Drosophilidae.
CAGGAAGCAGCACAAGGCGAACACCGCAAAGAAUCCAAGAAUCCAAACCAAAAGAACAAAGAAAAAGGUGCAGAGGGAGAGGAAAAGUAUUGCAGCUCUUUGCCAGCAGAUCCAGCAGAGAUGCCAGAAGUUCCAAUAGAGCCGCCAAGACGUCUGCUCAGACAUAUUCCAACGUCUGAGGAAAUCUCUCAGAUGGCAAAGGACAUCGAUGCGGGUCUGCUCGAUCCAGACACUUGGCCCUUAAACUGCCGCGUGAACGGAACCACAUCCCCUUUACCAAAAAGGCGAUAUGACAAGCCACCCGCAACACCACAGCCAGAAGCGAAGCCUGCCAGACUUGUGCCGUCGCCAGACGAAGAUGCUCGUGCUGUCGAAGCGCUUCUCGCAGCGGAGAAAAAACGAGAGGAGCGGCUGGCCAUGAAAGCGACUCCGAUUGAGAGUAGUCAUCGUUUCUUGGAAUAUCCGGGCUUCCCUGACGUACCCCUUGACUUGCGUUUGAAACAACUACGCAGGUGGGUCAAGGCCAACAGAAAAGAACCUCCAGGGUGUGAAGCUGUGGAGAUCGACGAGCUCAUUAAUGCAGGAAAACGCAUCCAUCUAUACCCUUCACUAACUCGCCCACGGAGCUACUGUUCGGAGCCCAAGGAAGCCGCUGACGAAGUCAUCGUGAUGCAAGACCAAAUGGAUGUGCCGCUUGAAGUAGAACAAGCCAAUUCCCUGCAGAAUAAAAUGCCAAGCCCAUCCCAUCAAUUGGUGCCUGGACUACGGAUAGAAGUGGCUAUGCCGGAAGACCUGCAGCAGCUGCAGACAGUUGCAGUUCCCUCGGAGGAGGAGAAGGUCUUGAAAGUGGAGGAACAACGGCAGCCUGCAGACAUUGGAGAUGUGCAGCCCAAGCCAAAGGAUCAGGCCGAGUGCCAGCAGUGGCUACACAAGACUAGCCAAGUCCUAACUAUACAAUACAGGUCAUUGCUGCGGGAAGACCGGUAUCAAGGGGACAUCGAUUUCGAGAAUGAAAUCGAAAAGGAGCAGCAAAAUCAUCGCAUGAGCCACGCACAUCCCUCGACCUUGCCAGAAAAUGGCUGGCAACGGAGCUACCGCUCAAUGCUGGACAAGUUCGAGGACAUUUGCGAGGAAACUGCAGGCGAAUAUCGCGAUCCGCAGGCCAAACGUUUGCGUAGCAAAUGGUUUGAGCGAUUUGGCAAGGGCUCGCGUCAAAACCUGUGCCGCAAGCUGGACACAAAACUUCCGACGGUCCAAUCACAGCUUCUGCUCAAGUUUAAUAUAAUGUCCCAACGGAAAAGGAAGGCCUUGGAAACCCAGACCCUGCGGGUUGAAUUGAAAUAUUGCAGAAAUUUUUGCACCCUGCACUUAAACCAGACAAUCGAUCUCAAGUCGGCGGCCAGAAAACUGCCACGAUGCGACUACAAUGGCUACAUCAAUGUGCUCCAAAGGUGCAUGAAUCCCCACCAGCACUCGGAGCAUAGUCGGAUAUCGUGGCUCUGGCCAAAUGGCACACUGACGAUUAUUAAUGGCUGCCGCGAGGACAAGAAGGACUUAGCCGAUAUUCGGGACAAGCUGCUAGCCCCCAUUUUAAAUGUUCCCCACUUUAAAGCGGCUCCAGGGCACAAUGUGCAAUACCUGCGCAUGCGGUCAACGGCCCAUUUAAUCCAACAAAUCAACCUAAAGAUAUUCGCCGAACGGUUUGUGCUCUCCACCCAGACGUGUCGCGAUGAGGUCAAUUCGGAAUAUGUCUAUUAUGUGACCAGUGAAAUACCAGGCGUGGUGGCCCAGCUGCAUGACCAUGGGCGUGUCUACGUGUAUGCCAUGACCAUCCAGGAGGCGGACAAGAUGUUGGUUAAACUAUACACCCUGAUCCAAAAUCACUGCCAGGUUCUUGUGAAGGUUGAGCCCAAGUAAAGGGAGAAUACGUGUGGGAACUACCUGGAGCAGAUAUUUUUUGUAUUCAGAAAAAACAGAAAAUUCUAAAUACGCACAGAUACAGACACCGUCACACAGAUAUACAGCAAAGAUACAAAAACACAAAUUAAAUUAGCACAACGCUAAAUGAUCACACGGUCGCUCUAAAAGAAAACAAGAAAGAAAACACACACAAAGUCCACCGAAAAGUCCAGCAACAAC